This is a messenger RNA of Drosophila virilis, 1216 nucleotides long. It is a transcript of the gene Tim17a2, whose product is annotated as Tim17a2. Gene Ontology annotation, cellular component: TIM23 mitochondrial import inner membrane translocase complex; mitochondrial inner membrane. Gene Ontology annotation, molecular function: transmembrane protein transporter activity. Gene Ontology annotation, biological process: protein import into mitochondrial matrix. The record is from RefSeq and is a predicted model, not a curated record. Lineage: Eukaryota; Metazoa; Arthropoda; Insecta; Diptera; Drosophilidae.
UCAGGGCGACGUUCUGGGUCGGAAAGAUAUAUUUUUGAUAGAUUCCCUUUUUUGAAACAUUUUCUGGAAUAUAUUUCUAAAAUAUAUUAGGAGCUUAAUACUAAUUUGUAGUUCGACGAACAGUUGAAUGCUUUAUAAGGAUUGGACUGGAAAGGCGGAAUCGAUGUUCCGUUACCGGAUCCCAUUGUGCUUGAAAAUUGAAGUUUUUAAAGAAUUCUUGUUGGAUUUUCAGAGGAAAUUCAUUGGAUGGUUGAUUUGAAGAGAAAGUUGGACAGGUUGCUUUGAUCAAUAGUUUCAAGAACACACGUUUUCUGUAUAGUAAAAAAAUUUUGCCCAAAGAUCGAACAUUCACAGUGACCCGCCGACACUUGGACACUACGAAAUUUAGCUAGCAAAAGAACCAAUUGAACAAAUCUUGAAGUCUUGAUAACAAUGGUUGAAUACACACGUCAACCAUGUCCAAUACGCAUUGUGGAGGAUUGCGGCUGUGCCUUUAUGAUGGGCUGUAUCGGUGGCUCCAUGUUCCAGUAUAUGAGGGGGUUCAGAAAUGCACCAACUGGUAUUUUGCGCGGCCUUUACGGCGGCUUGGACUCUGUUAAGAUGAAAACGCCGGCAAUAGCCGGCAGCUUUGCCGUUUGGGGCGCCACAUUCAGCACGGUUGACUGCACCAUGGUCUACUAUAGGCAGCGAGAGGACUCUUGGAAUUCUAUUGUAAGUGGCGCUGCCACGGGCGGCAUACUUGCUGCCCGCAACGGCAUCAAAGCAAUGGGCAAUGGUGCCUUGGUCGGAGGAUUGGUGCUGGCCAUGAUCGAGGGUGCCGGCGCUGCGGUAGCCACAAUUUAUGCGGCCCAGCCAUCCUGCACAGAAAGUGCCCAUCCUCUGCGACCGCAAUGGGAGCAGAUGUCUGUGGCGCCCGACAACAGCGGACAGCAGAGCAGCAGUGAUGCCCUGGCGGAGAUUGAGCGUGUGCUGGACAAGUGCAAUACGUACAAAAGUCCAACGAGAAGGGCUAGGCAAAAGCCCAAGUACAUGGAGACCGAGGACUAUAUCAAACAGUCGCCAUCGCUUCUGGAGCUGGUGAAACUAGCUAACAUUUUUAAAACUUAACUAAUUUAAUAACCUUUUCGGCCAUCAUAUAUUAGUCAUAAUUUACUUCAAAAUUAGAUGCAUGUGCACCAGAUGUUAACUAAAAAGACCCGAGAUUUGAUAUUGUAAA